AUGAGUUCAUUCACAAAAAAUAAAUUAAGUAAUUUUGCAAAUACAAAUAAUCAAAUAAUAAAAAUUGAUAUGGUUGUUCUUGGUAGUGGUGCUGUUGGAAAAACAGCAUUAACAGUUCAAUUUCAUCAACAAUAUUUUAUUCAUGAAUAUGAUCCAACAAUUGAAGAUUCUUAUACAAAGAAUUGUAGAAUUGAUAAUGAUAAUUAUUCAUUGAAUAUAUUAGAUUCAGCUGGAAAUGAAGAUUAUACUGCAAUACGUGAUCAAUAUUUAAAAAACUCUGAUGGAUUUUUAAUAGUUUAUGAUAUAAGUGAUAGAGUUAGUUUUGAAAAAACAAGUGAGUUAGUUGAUCAAAUUAAAAUGGUUAAAGAUGUUGAAUCAUUUCCAAUGGUAUUAAUUGGUAAUAAAUGUGAUUUAGAUUCAGAAGGUCAAAGAAAAGUUUCAUUAACUGAAGGUAAUGAUCUUUCAAAAUUCUAUGGUUGUCCAUUCUUUGAAACUUCUGCUAAAACAACAUUAAAUGUUGAAUCUUCAUUUUUUCAAUUAGUUAGAGAAAUUCAACGUUUUGAACAAUUUGAAAAAGAAAAACAACUUGAAAGAGAAAAAAAGAAAUUAAAAAAUUUAAAUAAUAAUAAUAAUAACAACAACAACAACAAUAAUAAUAAUAAUAACUCAAAUAGAACAAAUAGUUUUAAUAGUAUUGGUAGAAAAAAUAAAGUAAAAUUUGAUUUAAAUAAUAAUAAUAAUAAUAAAGAUGACUAUAAUGAAAAUAAUAAUAAUAAAGGUGGAAAUGAUAAGAAAAAAUCAGAAAUUAAUAAUUCAAAAGCAUGUGGACCUAAAAAAAGUUUUAAACAAAAAAUUUUUACUAGUUUUUCAUGUAUACAUGGUGGAACAAAUAGUUAA
Molecule: messenger RNA, 897 nt
Organism: Dictyostelium discoideum AX4
Lineage: Eukaryota; Evosea; Eumycetozoa; Dictyosteliales; Dictyosteliaceae
Product: Ras GTPase
Exons: 2
Coding region: 1-897 (298 amino acids)
Biological process (GO): signal transduction
Cellular component (GO): membrane; plasma membrane
Molecular function (GO): GTPase activity; G protein activity; GTP binding
Source: RefSeq, a predicted model, not a curated record